Messenger RNA from Rhincodon typus (whale shark), 4105 nucleotides. It is a transcript of the gene plekhg5a, whose product is annotated as pleckstrin homology domain containing, family G (with RhoGef domain) member 5a. The transcript has 18 exons. Gene Ontology annotation, biological process: endothelial cell migration; Rho protein signal transduction. Gene Ontology annotation, cellular component: axon; plasma membrane; endocytic vesicle. The coding region runs from base 12 to 2834 and encodes 940 amino acids. Lineage: Eukaryota; Metazoa; Chordata; Chondrichthyes; Orectolobiformes; Rhincodontidae. Gene Ontology annotation, molecular function: guanyl-nucleotide exchange factor activity. The record is from RefSeq and is a predicted model, not a curated record.
CAGGGCUGACCAUGAACUCUGUCCUUUAUAAAUACGGAUCCCCACCUCGAAACUGGCUUAAUCUGCGCCUCAGAAUGCAGCCAAAUGAACGGGGUUUAACAGAAGAGAAGGUUCUGCUCUGUCAGCAUGAAGAAUGUGUGGACAAACAGAGGGCCGUCAAGGUAUGUCACCAUGGUGAUUGCCAGGAGAUUAACAAUCAAACUCCACUGAAUCUCUGUGCAUCCUGUGACAGCAAACUCCAUGACACAAUGCACUUUGACCGACACAUCCGCUUUGACCUCCCACCCCAAGGGUCUGUUCUGGCCAGAAAUGUCUCAACCCGCUCAUGCCCACCCCGGACCAGGCAAUCAUCUGACAGGGAGGACGAGGAUGAAAGCGGAAUGGAUAGCAAAAGUGACAAGAGGAAUUCUGCGCUGAAGCUGAGCAAGAAGAAGCCUCGUCGCCGACACACAGAUGAAAUGGACAAAAUGGACCAGCUGCAGAGUAAGCUUCACACGUACAGCAUGUUCGGGCUACCCAAGCUGCCAGCACAACUACGGUUCGACCAGGACUCCUGGGAAGAGGAAGAGACCAGCUUGUACCUUGAAUGUUCAUGGCAGGAAAUCAUUGAGGCUCCUGAGAAACUGACUCGGAAGCAAUGCCAUCAACAGGAGGCCCUCUGGGAGCUGCUGAACACAGAGGUUGCCUACAUGAAGAAGCUGCGUGUUAUCACGGAUCUCUUCCUGUGCUGCCUGAUAAAUCUGCAAGAAUCGGGUCUGCUGACCGAGGUGGAGCCGAAGAAACUGUUCUGUAACGUGCAGGAGAUUAUCCAACUGCACCAGAAGCUGUGGCAAGAGGUGAUGACUCCAAUGUUGCAAGCAUCCAGGGAAAGCAAAGCAUUACUCAACCCCAUCUUUUUGCACAAGGGAUUCAAGACAUUUGGUGUGCACUUUAAGCCUUAUAUCCAAUACUGCAUGGAGGAGGAGAGCUGCAUGGAGUACAUGAGAAACCUUCUCCGUGACAACGAACUCUUCAGGGUCUAUAUAACGUGGGCAGAGACUCAUAAACAGUGUAACCGCCUCAAGCUCAGUGACAUGUUGGUAAAACCUCAUCAACGACUCACCAAGUACCCGCUGCUUCUCAAGUCUAUCCUCAAAAAAACCGACGAUUCUCACGCCAGGGAUGUCAUCGUUUGCAUGGUCAGUUCCGUUGAGAAUUUUAUCGCGCAUGUGAAUUCCCGAAUGCAUCAACGGCAGGAGCAACAGAAACUGGCAGAGAUUAUCAAUCGUAUUGAUUCUUAUGAGGUGGUGGACGGGAGCUCAGAUGAAGUGGAGAAGGUUCUGAAGGAGUUCUGUCACUUGGACCUGAUGGCUCCGAUGCUCGGGACUUCACCUGACGAUACUCGGCAACUGCUGCUCGAGGGAAGCCUGAGAAUGAAAGAAGGAAAAGACAGUAAGAUGGAUGUUUACUGUUUCCUCUUCACGGAUAUUUUCCUUAUCACCAAACCAGUGAAGAAGAUAGAGAAGACCAAAGUAAUCCGUCAACCAUUGUUAGUGGAUAAAAUAAUCUGCAGGGAACUGAGAGAUCCCGGCUCCUUCCUGCUGAUUUACCUGAAUGAGUUCCGCAGUGCAGUUGGUGCCUUUACCUUUCAGGCCAGUGUGACUGCGCAGUCCAGAGCAUGGAUUGAGGCCAUAUUCAACGCUCAGAACCUUCUGGAGAGAUUACGGCACCUGGAGACUGCGCAGAGACAGAGUCAGCUGCCUAAUGAAGAAGAUGUGGAGAGUGGGAUCUCAUCAACCCAGUCACCAUCUCUUCUACACACUUACACUGACGACAUACUUGAUUCAGAGAACGUUCAUUCAGACCGUGUGCCAGAGAGAGUCGCGGUAAUGAUUGAUGUGAAUGAAGAUCUCUCCUCGCCUGACACAGAAAGAGCCACCUCUCAGUCCGACGAUGCCUCAUUCCGGAGUACAGGUUCCUCCAGCCCCCCGAGCCACUGCGAUGGGGUCACCCCCUCAGGCCUCUCGAUUCCCAGCACCAGAAGCCAGCUGCUGAAGGCUGAUGCCUCCCGCUCAGCCUCCGUGGACAGCGCGUAUGGCACCUUGUCGCCGAGCUCCGUGCAAGAGUUUGAGCGGCAGCGGCAGGAGUCCGCGGAUGACGAUGAUGAUGGCGAGUUGACUCCCUGCCAGAGACCAGCCUCGCCGCCGGUUCACUGCCAGAGCCUGCAGCAGCCCCUGUCUCUCAAACUCAAUAACCUCAAAUCAAAGUCAGAGACCAACCUUCAUCAGCUUGUUUCCCCAGAACCCUGCGUUUGGAGUCAGUCGCCCCUGAGUAAGAGCCUGACUAAACUCUGUGUGCCCACUGAAGGAGGACCAGUCCAGCUCCAUGCAGUAUCCAGUGAGACCAUGCUCCCUGCUCCUUAUUCUUCCACAACCACCAAAGUGAUGGAGGUUCUCAAACGGGCAGAGGCUCAACAGCGGAGGACGGGCCCAGGCCCCAGCUCCCUCGGGAUGGCUGUGGACACCAGUGACAGUGAGCUGUCUGAGGAGGGGGAGCUGAACUGUGUGGCACCCCCUGUAGAUGCACCACGUUUGGAGCCAGGCUCCGAGCCCUGCGUGUUGUCACCCUCCGACACGGAGACUGAGCGUAACUCUCUGUCUGGUACAGACGAACAACUCGUGGACCCUCCCGGCCAGGCCGGUGGGCAGCUGAGCAACAGCAGUCUAUCGGAACUUUCCAAACGGACAAUGUCGGGCCCUCAGGCCAGGCAGCAUCGCAAACUGACCCUGGCUGAACUGUACAGAAUGCGGACCAGCCUGCUGCUAAACUCCACACUGACUGCAUCGGAAGUGUAGCCUUGCAUUGGGCAUGAGCAAUGGGGCUUGGCUGGAACUCAAAUGGACGGAAAGGCAUGGAACGUGAACUUUGACCUUCUGAGGCGCCACCAUCAUGAUCCAUGGAGCAUUCCUGCACGUGCUCAGAAAGGAGCUGAGAGUUCUGUCAAUGCUUGUGGACAUGUUACAGAAUCAGUGUGGAGAGCAGGCAAUGAAUGAACGUGGAUGUAGAGCUAUGGGAGUGAGGAAUGUGUGUGUCAAGCUGAUGACCUGUCCCAACAUUCGCUCUUAUGAGAAUUAAAAAUGCACCAUAACAUUUUAAUGUAUAAAACAUCAUCCAGCUACCAGCGGUAUCUGGGCUGCCUGUUGUAUGUGGCAAAGAAAAGAAACUGAAAGUUUGAGUCCUUUUUCUGUUUCCAUCUCUUUCCUCUCCUUCUGUUGAUCUCUCUAAGCUCCCUGUCCUCUCCAGCCUCCUUCUCUUCUCCCUGUCCUUACUCCUCAUCUUCUUCCCUCUUGACUUUUCUCCCCUCUCCACUACUGUCUCCUGUCCUCUCUCCUCCACUCUGUUGUCCCCAAGGGUCUCUCCCUCAUCCCACUCCUCACUUGCUUCCAGAGAAGCCACAUGACUGAGUAAGGAAUGGCACGGGCCAGCAUGCGACUUUGUUAACUGUGAGUCUAUUGGUCUGUCCACUGGUCAUGGGGUUGGUAGAGACCAAGGAGCGAGCCAGUGUCCCCAGUCUAAUGGAGAAAGAGAUGCUGAUGCAGCAGAUUGAAACUGCACAGGGCAUCAUGUCAGGUACUACGUGGCUGGCUUCAUUGUCAGUCUGUGGUGAGUUAGCUGAUCUGAGCUGGGUGGCCUGAGGGUGGGCAAAAUGUUAGGGGGCUGGUUUGCAAUCAUCAAUGAGCCCCCCUCCCCCCAACCCCCCGGUGUUAGGCAAUGGAAAAUUCAGCCAGGGUUCAUGAACCAUCCAGUGGCAUGUUCACACCUGUGUGGAUUUGUACAGGGUCUCAAUCACUGUCCGAGCCCACACAAGGAAACUUCUCCACACAGAUUUCAAACUCUAAGUUAUUCCAAGAAUCUCCCACUGUCAGCUUCCCACUUGUGUACUGAGCCGCUCCCAGAAUGAAAGCCCCCUCACCAAACUGUUAACUCCUGAACAUGGUGAAGACAAAAAGGACUUGGAUAGUGGAGAACAUUUCCUCUUGUCGGUCUGCAGUUGCUGUUUGCUUCCCUUAAACCUGCAAUAUUGUUUUUUCCCCUUAAUAAUGUAUAAAGUUUCAUAUUUAUUAAG